CAAACCGGCUCGCUCUCGCGUUGCAUGUGUCGAUCGCUCUCCCCGCGACGCCAUGGCGGCGCCGCCUCCUCAGGCCCAAAACCCUAGCGACUGCAGCAGCGGCAGCGGCGGCAGGAGGAUCAGGCUCCUCCCCGGUGACCACCUCUUCUCCACGCUGGCCCCCUACCUCGGCUUCGCCGACCACCUCGCUCUCCGCCUCGUCUCCCGCUCCUGGCGCUUCUUCUGCCGCCGCGUCGGCCGCUCGCCGCCGCCGUUCCCCUGGCUCAUGCUCCCGCAGCCCGCCUCCGCUGGCGGGCCCUCCUCCGCGCGGCACGCGCCGGCUCCUGCCUCCGUGCGCCGCCAGUUCUACGACAUCCCCGGCGGGCGGGCCUACGCGUACGACAUCCCGGGGGAGGGGUACUAUCGCUGCGUCGCGUCGUCCACCUUCGGGUGGCUCGUGCUCGUCGCGGUGGAUGCGCCGCCGCGCCGCCUCCUGCUCGUGAACCCCCUUGACCCCGGCACGCGGAUGGUGGUGUCGUGGCCGUUUGGGGACAAGCAGUGCGCCGACACGGGGCGGCUGCACGCGGCCCUCGCCCCGUACCCGGACGACCGCCGGCACAUGUGCUUCCUCGUCCUCGCCACGGACCGGCUCCUCGCCUACUGCGGCCCCGGCGACGGCGGGGCAUGGCGCAGCCUGCGCGUGCCGGGGUUCCGCUACGACGCGGCGGGCAGCGACAUGGUCGUCGUGGGCAGCAUGGUGUACCUGGUCGACGGCAGGGGGAAGAUCUGGCGCGCCGACCUCGCGGACCCGGAGCCCAAGGUGGAGCGCCGCAAUCCGGCCUUCCCGCUCCCAUCCGGCAGCGAGAUCGGCGUCACACGCCGUCACUACCUGGUCGAGUCGCUCGGGCACGUCCACCUCGUCGUGCUCUCUGGCGGCGACAGUGAGCACCGCUGCCGCGUGGCGCUCUUCAGGCUGGACUGGGACAGGAAGGCGUGGGCGCGGGAGGAUUGCGCGCGCGGCAAUCGCGUCCUGCUGCUGGGCCGCGGCUGCUCGGCCUCCGUGCCGGCGGCGCCCGCCCGCCGCCCGCCCGGCAUGGUGCUGUUCGCGCACCAGCCUUCGUUGAUCCCCGUCGCAGGUGGCGGGGGUAGCGCGUGGUUCUGGGUGGAGUCGUGGGUGGACCACGACCUACCGGUGCUGAAGAAGAAGACGCAGCACCAGGAAGGCGAGUUCACCAACGGCGACUCGUUCUGGUUCUUCCCGGCCAUGUUACCAGAUGUAACCGCUACCGUCAUGAGGUAGCCCGUAGCUUAGUUUAAAGCCCAUCUUA
Brachypodium distachyon (stiff brome) is the source of this 1307-nucleotide messenger RNA. RefSeq lists its product as uncharacterized. Bases 53 to 1279 code for a protein of 408 amino acids. NCBI's taxonomy places the organism in Eukaryota, Viridiplantae, Streptophyta, Magnoliopsida, Poales, Poaceae. The record is from RefSeq and is a predicted model, not a curated record. The transcript has a single exon.